Molecule: messenger RNA, 893 nt
Organism: Propithecus coquereli (Coquerel's sifaka)
Lineage: Eukaryota; Metazoa; Chordata; Mammalia; Primates; Indriidae
Gene: CFAP77
Product: chromosome unknown open reading frame, human C9orf171
Exons: 6
Coding region: 42-893 (283 amino acids)
Source: RefSeq, a predicted model, not a curated record
ACGUGGGGAGGCGGCCGGCAGGCUCCCCGGCGGCCCCCAGGAUGCCAGAGGCCAGGAGCUCCGGCCAGGACCUCAUGCGAUGGAAGAAGAAGCAGCCGGUGCGCCGCACGGUCAGCCAGAUCUGCCCGCCCCCGCGGCGGCCCCUGACCCUGGCCGACAUCCGGCCGGGCAUGGAGAACGAGAGGCUGGGGGUCGUGCGGGACUCCAUGUUUCAGAACCCGCUCAUCGUCAAGGCUGAGCUUGGCAAGCCCCGGGAAAGGAGCUGCAGUCUGCCUGGUGUCGAUUUCAACUACGGACUCUACAUCCGGGGGCUGGACGGAGGGGUCCCCGAAGCCCUUGGACACUGGAACGUGUUUAAGCAGCAGCCCACCUGCCCCCACGAGCUGACGCGGAAUUACAUCGCGAUGAACCGCGGGGCCGUGAAGGCUGGCCUGGUGACUGCCCGGGAGAACUUCCUCUACUGUCGGUUCAAUGACAUCCGCAUCAGUGACCAGGAUGACCGGCGCCUGAAGAAGGAGCCGCCCUCUCUCCCUCCAGACAUGACAUUUGGGAUCCCGGCACGGCCGUCGACGCCUUUCUUUGAUCUGCUGCAGCACCGGUACCAGCAGCUGUGGGUCCAGGAACAAAAGGCCACCCAGAAAGCCAUUAAACUGGAGAAAAAGCAAAAGGUGAUCCUGGGCAAGCUGUACGAGACCCGGAGCAGCCAGCUGCGCAAGUGCAAGCCGCCCGCGAGGCCGGACGCCCUCUGGCGUAUGCCCCACUUCCAGAAGGUGGGCCGGCAUCUCGAUACGUUCCCCACCGAGGCAGAUCGCCAGAGGGCGUUCAAAGCCCACCGGGAAGAGCACGCCGUGCGCCAGGGCACCCUGCGGAUGGGCAACUACACCCACCCCUAG